GUAACUUGUUUUACUGAAGUGAAAUGCAAAUGGCUGCCAAAGUCAUUGAGUUUUAUUGUUUCGUUUACGUGUUUGCUAUGUUCUACAGUUUAUCAGAGGUAAAUUGAACUAAUUUGUGCAAAAGUGUCUACUUUAUAAUGUUAUUUCCCAUUACAUAGUGUUACAAUAUGAUAUUAGAACUCCAUAAUUCAUUGUUAGUUUCUUGGUGUUCAGUGCAACGGGAUCGUAUCCGAGCUCAACUCUUGUCUCGGUUACAAAUGGUUGCUGUAGGACUUUCGUCGCAAUCAAAACGGAAACAUUAGAAUUUAUUGCAGACCUUGGCUUGCUGGAAAGCCGGGUCAUUGUCUGUCAAAAUGAGAGAAGUGAAUGAAGUGAUCAUUUGAUUAAUUUUUUAUCGAGAGUGACGAAACGUUUUUAACGGACCUAUUGUGUUUGAUUCUUAUUUUUAGUGUUUCAUAGACAAUAUGGGAGAGUGUUCUAUUGACAUUGACUCUUUCAAUGAGGAUUCUGCCAAGAUCCUAAUAGUUUUAAAAACUCAAAUAUCUCGCAAGAUUUGAUUGGGCAUCGCUUUGAUAGCUAUGCUGUAUCACAAUGCGGUGUAGAUUGAAAAGCAUACAUUCCAUCUCGUCAGAGAAGAUGCUGGUUUUACAAACGGUUGUGAUAAUGGUUUUGACAACUGCCUCGAGGAUAGUGGCAGACGUGGAGGACAGUCUCAGUUCGUCGACUGUGCUAGAUAGGAGAUUGGGAAUGCUAGGCAGUGAAACUAGUGAUAUUUUCAAUAAGACUCUUGCCUCCAAGCAUGGUACAUCUGCAAAGAACUUGGACUUGCUUGGCACUAGAAACGCAAGGACUCCGGCCACAGUUCCGGUUCCUCGGACUACUGGUAGUCCAGUGCAAGCACAGACUAGUCCCAGUUUACGCGAAAUUCCCUCCUAUGCUCCGCCGAGCAAAUCGUUUUUCACACCUCCACUACCGCCAGAGUUCCACAAUCCAUUCGCGAACAAGCCAACGCUACGCGGAAGCAACUCAGAUGGCAGCAUAAUAGGUCACAGGAGGCCAAUUCCGCCUCCGCCGCCCCCGCGGCUGCCGCCCGAAGCCGAGCUAAUUCCGAUCCGUCCACCUGAUGUGGCUCAUCAGGACACGCGCAAAAAGACUCUCAACACGCCAAGCUUUAAGAAAGUCGUCGAAGUUCCGUUCUCAGAAACGUCCAGCUCAACCACCACCAACUCGAGGUCUGUCAACGAAACGUUCGAUUUUGUUCCUCCGAUCCUGCCCUACACCAGCAUAUCGAGGAUACUGUCUGGAGGUAGUGGUCGCAAACAUGACUCCCUGCAAGACACCAUCGAUAGGGCGCGCUUCGACCCAGAAUCGAAAGUGUCUAGAACAAUCAAACAGGAAGUUGUGAAAAGUCUGAUACCGCCCACCACUAAACCACCUCCCGAGACUGUCGUCGAGAAGAAACUUCCUCAACCUGCCGACAACUCAGUGGAAGAGGAGCCGGCCGCUCCGGGAGGGCCCUCGUUCGACGUCGCCGCUCAGCCAACUACCACCCAGGAGAACAUCGAAGAGCUCACUAUAAGGAAACACCAGGAAAUGGUGGAAACUCGCAUCGAUUCGGAGCCAUCUCAGCGAGAAGCAGGCCUACCUGAAAUAUCACAGCUACCCGAGUCACCGGAGCCACGAACGCGACAAGUACUUGGAGUGGCAUGGGAUGUUCACGUCUACUUGAUGGCUACUCUAUUCGCCAUUCUCGCAAUAUGUUCUAUGCUGAACAUCAUCCGUAUUAGUUCUUUUAAACGCUUACUAACUCGUGGAUACUUUCUCACUCUUCACGGAUUCCUGCUGGUUAUUGGCUCAGUUCGUAGCAUAUACUUGUUUUACGACGCCUACAACAUAAACUGCACACUGCCCGAGCCGGUGUCAGCAAUGUUGCUGGACAUAGUGUUUCCACUGCUGACGUCGUGCUUUGCCAUCCUGUUCCUGUUCUUGCUGUUGGCCGGUGAAGUGAAGCUGGUCGACCACCGACUGCAGCGGGUCUCAGUCCUCUCAAUACUCAUCGUCCUCCACCUGUCAUUCACUAUCAGUGUUGACUUGUUCUCGGCCGAGACUAAGUACGCCACACUGUUGCCACUGAUGUGCCAAUGCCUGUUUGUGAUUCUGUGCGUCAUACUAGGACUGUCCUACCUGUAUCUGUAUAAGUCGUUGUCACAUUCCUCGUUGAGGAAACAGGGUAAUAUAUUUGGGUCGGUGUUCUCUGACUGCCACCGGUCGACACUGGCACACGCGGUCAGAGUCACGCUGGCUACCAGUUUGCUGAGUUUGUUGAUGGCGGGGGUGCAGCUGUACGGAAUGUUUUGGGUUUACGAGGUGCUGGGCAAGGAACCGCCGCAUCCGUGGUUGUGGUGGGGGUACCAGUUUUCAGUGCGGUUUAUUGAAAUCUCGAUGUGCUUUCUGAUGUCAUGGGCGGGUGUGCAGCCGCUGCGGUGUGACGACGAGAAGCAGACGCAGACUCACUGUCUGGCGGGCGGAUUCGGGCGCGGGGCGAACACGAGACACGACAGUGGCACCGUGGAUGACAUCUACCCGGCGAUAUGCAGCUCGAACCAGGCGAUACACAACUACUCGCUGCGGACGGGCAAGCAGGUGUACGAGGACGCAUUCCCGGUCGCCUUGCAUGGAGCCAGCCACCUGUUCAUGCACAACACGACGGACAGGCGCUCGUUGAGGAAGCAGCACCCGACUGAAGACGAGCUGCUGUGUGGCGGCACCCUGGUCGCGCCGCGGCGCCUGCAGCCGUCUCCGUCCAUGCUCGUCGCCGAGAACGGCUUUGUGCGAUUCCGGUCGCUGGCCGACGCCGAGCGUCCCGGCGCCGCCGCUGCCGAUGAGUCCUAUGUGCCUGCUUCCCUCAGCCAUCCGCGCGAGGAUUUCACGUGAGAUUUCAAAGCGGUAAGUGCAACAAUCGUCUGGUUAUGAUAAUCAUUACUUCCUCCUAGUUUUAUUCAAUCAUACUAAGAAAACAAUCCACAAGACAAAAUUAUCGAUAAAACCGUUCAAUUUUAUAUUUUAUGAUAAAGUGUGAUAUUUUGAGAUUGAACCCAAUGAUAUUAUUUACAAUAACUUAUUUAUUUUUACUGCAAUGAAACACUGUUCCCAAGACAAAGUCAAAAUCGGAGUAGUUCUAAAAACUCAAAACAUUUAUUUCAUCAUAAUCAUCAUGUUCAUGUUACUUUUAAACGUUAUUUUAUUAUUUCAUUUCUGAGACGAACUUGGUCCUAUAAAUGUCCAAUACUCGCUAAAACAUUUUUUUCUUAAUAUUUCUCAAUCGUCUUAAUGUUAGUUCAAUGAGUUAUUUGUCACUUUAUAAUCUUUACCUGGAGUGAUAGCUACUGUAGUUUUAUAUUAUAUCUAAUUUCAAAUGGUUGACAUUACAACAAAACUAUUGAUUAAUUGAGCGAGUAGAUUCAAAUAAAUAGAAGUAGGGUUUUGCAUUCUAAAAUGAUGAUUAUUUUUAGUUGAAUAAAAUAUAAACGGCUAUCUAUGUCAUACUUUAUAUAUAUUUUCUUGUAUUGUCUCAGAAAAACUCACUUAUAAUAUGUUGAAACACAAUCUUGUCUUAUUGAUAAGAAGAAAAUGGGUUGGCCUACUGGUUUUCUUUCAUUUAGAGAGCUGUUAUGUAGUCAUUCUGUUGUGGCGGCACAGCUCAAUUAUUCCAUUAUUACUUAUUGGAUUAAUCUUCUGGGAAAAUGUUGAAUAAAUAAUUCCGGCCUAGAAAUGAUUGAAUGAAUAACUUAAUUGAAUGAGAAAUUAUUGAUUGUUUAGACCAGACAUUGUUUUUAAUACGAUUGUGUAAAUUUAUUGAUAAAAUUGUCCGGUCGGUGAUAAUCCGGGUUAUAGAUGUUCCUUAACUGAGUUUAUUUGUAACCACUGUAGGCAGUGCAUUACAUUCCCACUGUUAUGAAAUGCCUAUAUAUGCAAUAGAUACAAAAAAUAAAUUUAGAAUAAAAUGAUUGCAUCAAUCUUCCUAAAGACUUCACGUUAAAUUUGUACAUUUUAUACGAUUCCCUAAAAUUAUCAUAUUCCUAUUGGAUUAUUCUAUAUAUAGAUUGUAACACUUCUGUGUAAUGCAAAGGAUCUACGAGUAUUUUAAGAAUAAUUAAUCCUCUAUCAAAACUUAUUACUGUAUUUACCUCUAAGUAAAAAACCCAUCUCUUCCUUACAAUAAUAUUUUAUCUUUCUCUUACUUCAUUAUGUUGAAGUAUGAUAGUAGGCAUGUAUUUUUUAUCGAGCAUGAUUGCUUUGUUAGAAAAUAAUAAUGUCCAAUCGUUUUUUACCAUUUUCUAAGUAUAUUUUAGCGUGAAGUCUCUCUAGUAAUAUCCUCUUAUCACCUUCCUAAUAAACCCAAUCAGAAAUACCAUUUCUAUGUAUAGCUUAUGAUGAUAAUCAUUGUAAAAAUUCUGCGCUUAGUUGAAAUCAAUAUAUAUAUUUUGUAAAUAUAUACCGUGACUAAAAUCGAGUUUAAUAAAUUAUUAAUUUAAUGUUAUUUCAACCUUAAAGUCUGAUAAAGCAAGUUUCAGUAUUGAAUUAUUAUUAAAGAUGGUGAAGUAUGUAUAGGUAUUUAAUACGUCCGAUAUAAUGCAGUAUAUGAAUGCGAAUUAUCAACACUGCAAAACUGACAUUAUCAAGAUUGAUACCUUAUGUGCUAUGAUGAUCCAUAUGUACAUUAUUUUUAAUUCAGUUUUAGAAUUAUUUUAUUUCUAGACAAACUCAUUUAAUUUCUAUUAUACUCAAAACCGUUUAUAUGAGCUAAAUCUUAGAUAUUAAACUCUUGAAAAGAAAUGUCUAUUUUAAUGUUCAUAUUUUAAUUGAUGUACAUUAAGGAUGAAUUAUUUCAUCAAUCUUUUACUCUAAUAUCUUGAUAGAUGUUAAUUUGCUUAAAUUGAUUUUUUUUCAACUUUUAUGUUUCUGAUAAUUCUGUUUUACGGUGUGCGACUCCUAAUUUUAAAAUUGAAAUUCAGAUCUUUAUCUUAUUGAGUGGAGUACUUCCUUUAUAAUCUAGGCGUUAUUGAGCACUAUUUGUUCAAUGGAAUGAUUUAUGCCAAGUUCUUGAGAAAGUUUUUAUUUGUAACUCAAUCAUACCGUUACUAUUAAUAAUGUAACGGAAUUUUUAUCAUUGAUAUUAAUAUUAGUGUUGUUUUCGGAAUUUAUAUUGUUCAUUCUAGAGUUAUCAAGUUAUAAACUUUAGCAUAUUGGCCCAUUGAUUGAAGUACACUGAACAUGGUUAUGUGUAUGUGGUCAAAUGGAACAACCUUUGGAUCUCCACGGAAAGAACCCAUUCGAAGAUAUUAUACAUAAAUACUGAUUCACUUUCAAUUCGUAAAUCAAACUUUCAAUAAAGCACCUUGAAUCAUUAAAAAUUAGAUAGUUCUGUAGUUGAGGUUCUGUACUCUUGAUAUUUCUUCAUUUGGCUGUGUAGUUUUCUCAAUUCGACUGAUUUAGUGUAGGCCUAUUUAUAUAGGUAUCGUUACGACGUAGCGUAAUAAUUAUCUCCUCCCAUUUUCAUGUGCAGAUGUUGGUUAUUUGUGUGCCAGUUUCUACUUAUUUUUUAGUAAUUCUUUUACUCUUGAUAUUUUUUCACGACUUUCAACUGUUCCUCACUUUCAUCGAAAUAAAUUGAAUAUGAAUUAUUGCUAUGUAUUACAGUUUUGGGCUUCCAUAACAGCUUGUCUAUUAUAAAUAUGAAUGACGAUGAGCAAUAGGAUAUGUGAUAUUCAAUGAAUUGAAAAUUACAAAAUUCUCAAAAAAUUAUUGAUUAAAAUUUUACUUCCAACUUAUUAACGUAAUUGGAUAUUUAGAAGUUGUUCUGAAAAAUCAUGAAUGAAUGCUAUAAUUUUCGAUUCUCAUGCGUAUGAGAUUAAUAUUGUUGGUUUAUUUAGUAGGCUAUCUAGCUGUUAGCAAAGAAACAGGGUAUGCAUAUGCAUGUUAAUAAUUUGACCUAUUGAUAGUUCCUUUAGAAUAGACUCUGAUGUCCUUCACUCAAUUUUUGCCAUAGUUUAUUUAAUUUAUUAAAAAAUCUGGUUGUGAAUAUUUUUCAAUUCGGAUAGCUCUUGAAAUGUAUUAAUCUCUAUUAUUGCUGCCAUAACUUCUUGAAUAUUUCGGUUAUUAUUUUACUGAGAUCUGUUGCUAGACUUUAGAACUAUAGAUUAUUAAGUGUGGAUUUGAGGAUUUUUAUUUACAUGCUCUCCAUUGACAGCUUUAAUUAGUAUUAGACUAUUAUAAACUGCCAUUUUUAAAUUUAUAUUGUUUGACCUUUCCCAUUGUUUGUUUUUAUUCUUGAAUUUCUAGUAGGCUUUGUUUUUACGUGUUUGUCUUUUGAUAAUGAUUGAAUUCUUCAUUUAUUCCUUGUUUUCAUUUAUUAGCUAGUAAAAUGAGUCGCACAUCGAAAAAAUGGAACUAUGAAAACAUGUUUCCUAUUUAUUAAUUUACUUGUGUACUUAAUUCUUAACAAUUUCUAAAGCUGUUUGAAAAGGUGAAUUACGUGUUAUAAUAAUAUUAACAGAAUGCGACACAUAAUAUUACAGAAUGCGACACAAAAAGUGUGAGAUCUGAAAUUGAAUGUACAAAAUUUUAAAUAUUUUACUACUAUAAAAAGUAUAUAAAACAAUCUCACUGUAAUUAUAGUUCAGAGUAAAGUUGUUCCUUGCUAGACAUGCCUUUAGAAAAAAAUAUUAUCCUAUAAUAAUUAUUGCCUUUGAAGUUUAAACCACUCCACAUUGUCUCUUCUCUAAUCCUUUUUUAAUCAUCCUUUGUUUCACUGGGGAAUUUUUCACAUACAAUUGAUUUUGCUAUCUCUGCUUGGCAUCUGUUACUGACCUCCAGAAAUAUGUAAUGAACUGUAAUUGUCACGUUCGUUAUCAGUCUUUGCUAUUUUAUUUUAUUUGAAUUACUAUUACAUCUGUAUACAAUAAUACCAUUAUUUUACUGUCUUUGUCAGCAGUAAUCCAGAGUGUAUUAGUUUUAUCUCGUAGAAAAUCCCCAUUCAGUCCCGUACAGAGAUGUCCUCUUUGUUUCUUGAUAAACAAUAAGAGGAAUAAGAAUGUUCAAUCAUUGCAUAGCCAAUUUAAACAAUUUAUCAUAGGGUUCAUGAAUCUUUAAGUCAACCUAGUAGUUUCUACUUUAAAAUUCUCGUGAAUUUGUUAAUUCUUUGUUUCUGGUUUGGAUUUUUUGUAAAUCUAUUCUUCUUAACAUUUAUUUCAAUACAUUUUAUCACUCUACUUUCAAAUCAGCUAUAAUUAUUUUCGUAAAUUUUCUUUCUGAGACAUUUAUUCCAAUAUUCAAGUGAUCACAAUCACUUAGAGAGACCUAUCCUGACCUAAUAAGGUCACUUGGUAAACAUUAGGCCGAGCCUAUGGUCAAGUUAGUGUGUCACAGCAGGUUAACAACGGCUGACAACAAUAAGUAGCUGAGCACAAUACGGUUUCAGAAUGAUUGACAUUUGGCUAUUAUUGUCGCUCGGCAGCACAGCGAGCGCUGGCCCUGGCCCUUGUCUUGUCAUCUGCAUCUAUUCUGAUGUGAUGAAACGUAAUAAAGUAACAAUAGAUUCCAAGCAGUAGGUAUUCUGCACUGCACGACAAUAGGCCUCCCUCCAUUUCAAUUCAUUACCCACCUAAUUACAAUCUUCUCAGUGCCCUAUAAGGUGGAUUCACUUCGUACUGUCAGAAUUAGUUGAAUGGCAAGCAUUCGUGUUAUUUUACAAGUAAUGCUGACCGUUUACAGUGAAUCUCACUGUACAGAUGACAGUGAUAAAUUCCCUCCAGUGACUGACUCUCCUUCCUUUGCUAAUUGUAAUUGAUUUGCUUUGAGAAACUAAUUUAAUUAACGGUUGUCUUUCCGUUUCAAGGAUUUAUAAUUGAAUUUGUACUCGGUGUUACUUCAUGUGAUAUUAGUCAUUACAUACGGAAAAUCUUGAUUUGCGCUUCAUGACAUUCGAAUCGCAUGAAAACAUGAGACAGUACGGGAUGUGAAUCCAUUGUAAAAUUCACUCAUCUUUCAGACAAGGCUGUCUUGAAGCAUUUUACUCUGAAAUUCUGAUUAAACCUCAAUUCAAACUUGAUUGAAAAAUUCUUCACUAUGAAUUCUAACAUACGGAUUUAUAUCCGUAUCGAUAUUAUCAAUGGAAUAUGUACAUUUUUUAAUUGUUCGAAAUUCAUCUGAAUUUUAUCAAACCAUAAUCUACUAAAUAAUUCAAUAAUUUCACCACAGGUGAAACUGUAAUUGACUAAUAAAUUUUUGUAAGGUAAUAUUUAAAAUAGAACAUUUUUCUCAUCGGUCUUGAGUUUCAGUCUAGAUUUAUUCUAUUCAUUAUAGAAUAUUUUAUUCAUUACAGAUAUGCAAUCUGACAAAAUCCCUAUUUCAGCCGUCCAAUUGGUAGCCUAUUAAUAAAAGAUAAUAUUUAUCAAUGGCAAUAAAAUAUUGAUUCAAUUGAAAUACAUUCGCUCAAAUGAACAAAAAUAAUUUAUAUUCGUUAAAGCUUGAAGUAAGUCAUUUUUGAACUGAAACAAACUCGAGCUCACUGAAUAUUUCAAACAUCGAAUGCUGUCCUAAAAGUAAAUCUCGUAUCUAAUAAUGUUUUCCCACUUCUAAAGUUUUGAAGUAAGAUACUAAAAGCUUGUUACAUUACUUCAUUGAAUUGAAUUAAUGUUAUCUAUAAUUCAUCAAUCUCUAAAUGAAGUAUAACAUUUUCAGAACAAAACUUAAAAAAAUGUCAAAGCAAAAUAACAUUAACGAAUGUUCCAAAUUGAAGAUCUAUUUCCCCCUUUCCAUUUUUUUGUAAAGAACUAACCUAGUAGAAUAACAUAGCUAUGAAAUCGGGGUUCAUAAAAAAUUGUUCUGCUUAUAAUAAAAAAUGAAAGUCAAUUCAUAUUGAUCGUCUCUGACAAAGAACUGUACAAUACUAAUAGCCACUUUACGAGUUACACUAGUAGUUGUGUGUAUGAUCCAUAUUAGGAAUCCACUCAUACUGAAUACUCGACCGACCAGUUUGUUAGGCACUUAGGCUUGGUGCCAUCGCAACUUUCUCUUUGAAUUUUACGAUUAGCAAACAAUUUCCUCAUCUUCUUUGCAAUAUCAAAACGUAUCUUCUCUUUUUUAUCCAACUUUAGAAUUACAUAAUUUUUCUAAUCAAAACACCUUAAUUUUAACCUAAUGAAAUAACCUACAUUUUAACUCAAUCUUGAAACAGCCUAAUAAUACUAUGCCAUCCUUAUUCCACCACCUCCCACCAUUAAACAUGAAUAAGGCCUACGUAUCAUAAGGUUCAAUUUUGGUAAUCGAUUUCGGUAAUGACGAGUACUGCAAAGGAAUUGAUGUGAUUGUGUAAAUAGUGAAUAAUGGAUAUUAAAUCCUUUGUUAGUCUUGUUGAUUGAUAUUGAUCAACAUAAUAAUUAUGUAGCAGACUAAGUAAAAUGCUUACACACUUCCAUAAUAAUAAUUAUUGUUGAAGUAGACUAUGUAAAUACUGUACUGUAUUCGAACUACUCUUGUAGUUCAGAAUUGUAAUAUAAUAAUAAUAAUACACAAACAUUUUGUUUAUAACUAAGCAGGAACGUAGUAUGAUAUGGUCGACAGUCGUCAUUCUACAAAGUGUAAGCUGUAUAAGUGUAUAACUUAGCAUUUUUUUUUAAUGUUAAAAUAUCAAUUCCCUCCAUUUUAAAAAUUGAUUGUCAUGCUUUACUUGUAUUUUGUUAUUUUAAUCUGCUGAUGACUGUUCCUCAUUUGUUGGUAUGUAUUUUUAUUCAUUUUUCAUCCUACCAAGGUUUUUUAUGUUCUCUUUGAGUAAUGAAGCUUAUUCAUAGGUUUUGUUUAUUUUAGGAAAUACUGUGAUUAGCCUACUUAAGUUUGUCUUGCUCAAAUAAAACACAAAAAUUUUGAUCAAAAUUGUUCUCUAUUUUACAUUUUUCUUGAUUAUCAAUUAUUUCAUCCUGAUAACUAUAUCAAUGCCAUCAAUGUGACUAUUUGGAACUCAAAAUCAUUGUAUUGACGUGAAGAUCAUUAAUUUUUUAUCAGUGGUCAAAAGUUACUUCUAUAUUCUUUCUUCCUAAUUCAGUUUCCUAUUUUAUUUACUUAUAUUUCUAUGAUGCAUUUAUUGUAAAUUUUUGUAAAUUAUGUAUAUUACUGUACAAAUUUUAAUAUAUUGCAGCCUUGUAUGUACUUAAUGAUUAGAAACGAUAGAUUAUAAUAUAAUAAUUUUGUUAUUAUUUGUAUAAAUUGCAUUUACUAUACAAUAUUUUUUCUGGUAUUCAAAACUGGAGUGCGAUGAAAGAUGAUUUAUAUUAUAAUGAUUACAAUAGGAAAAUCUUCUGUGAAUAUAUAACAUAACAAUGUUGUCGAUAUUUUUAUACCUAUAAAUACUCGCAGGCUUGUAUGAAUAAUGAAUUAAGUAAUAGCCAAACCUAAGAUACUAUGAACGUGUCAAUAAAAAGAUGAACUAUAUAUAAAUAAAUUUAAAUAUAUAUUGAAA
Nilaparvata lugens (brown planthopper) is the source of this 10516-nucleotide messenger RNA. RefSeq lists its product as uncharacterized. The transcript has 2 exons. The coding region runs from base 592 to 2934 and encodes 780 amino acids. Lineage: Eukaryota; Metazoa; Arthropoda; Insecta; Hemiptera; Delphacidae. The record is from RefSeq and is a predicted model, not a curated record.